Molecule: messenger RNA, 5721 nt
Organism: Dermacentor andersoni
Lineage: Eukaryota; Metazoa; Arthropoda; Arachnida; Ixodida; Ixodidae
Product: protein FAM114A2
Source: RefSeq, a predicted model, not a curated record
CGUAUGCUCGGUACCAAAACUGCGGAUGCUGCUCCUUGUUGAAUUGACGUGUCGCCAUGAGGAUGUGAUUAGCUAUGCUGCGCGUUUCUUUUCUGCGAGUAUUAACUUUAUCUUGAGCAGCUCGUACGCGUUACGAAAAUUUCAGCGCUUAGCGCAGACACACAAGAAGAAGACGAAUUAGUGAUGCUCAGCAUCACUUAUGUCCGAGUCUGAGGAGGCUUUCGAAAGCGCUGACGAGGACGUGGAUGAAUCGAAGCCGAAGAGGCGUAGCCGAACUACGUCCGAGAAGCUGAGCGACAUCAAAGAGAGCGAGUCGCCCGUGCGCGACUGCAAAGGCAAGGGGGACGGACCGCCUCCCGAAAUCGGUGCAGCCGACGUCGCGCAGAUCACGCCAAACAAUCUUGCGGGUGAGAAACAGGCCACUGCGACAGCUGACAGCAACGUCAAAGCUGGCUCCGAGCCUAAGAGAGAUGAUGCGGCAGAGACACCACCGGCAAAGGAGAAGGAGAUGGGCGUCCUGGAGCGCCUUGCGCAGGUCGCUUCAAGAGAUGACAAGAGCUCACCAAUCAACUGGGGCUUUGGAAAGUGGGGAUCGUCCAUUCUGUCAACAGCUGCGACAUCAGUAAGCACCUUCACCAACCAAGUCUCACAGGGUAUUGGCACUGUCAUUGAGACGGUAGAGUCGACACUCGGUGCUCCAAAUCCAGAAGAACUUGCUCAGGAACUGGAAACUGCGAGAAUCGAAACACAGCCAGAUGCUACCUUAGGCCAAGCCACUUGUGAUGCAGAUCAGUCCAAGGCUGAUCAAACUGAGGAGAGGCACGACAGCCCAGGAGUUGGUGGCAUCUUCAGUGGUGUCACAGCAAUCACCAAAGCCAUUGAAGCCACUGGUUCCAAAGUGUUGAGCGGUGGUCUUGACACACUGGAAAUGAUUGGCAAGAAGACCAUGGACAUUCUGACGGAAGGAGACCCUGGUCUGCGCAAGAAAAGGGGCAUGUUCGAGGGCAAGACGAGUCUCUCCGAGGUUCUGCGUGAGGCAAAGAUGAAGGCAGAAAAAGAAGCCGAGGAGAGAAAGGCUGAGGAAGCUGAAGAAGUGAUCAACUACAGCAAGCUUUUUGAUGAGCACCAAGGUCUUGUGCAUCUGGAGGCCCUAGAGAUGCUUUGUGGGGAACGGAAGACAGCAGUGCAGCAGAAGCUGAUGGAAGCCGGAGAAGAAGAAAAGGCCGAACUGAAUGCUCUGCUAGAAAAAAUCAAGAGGACUUGUGAGAGCCUGCCUGCGACUGACGACACUCCAGAUGACGAGCUUGAACAAGAGUUUGAAAAGUUGCUGACAGGGCACCUUUUCGAAAUUGGCCUCAAUCUUAGAGGGGAGAAGCUGAAAGAGACUGACCUUGAAGUCAGAGAGUGGCUUCGAGACUGCAUGGCACGCCAAGAAAAAGGAGAAAAGGUGGACGCUAAGGAGGUUUACAGGCGAGGCAUUGAGACCAUGGCCGAAAUGACAGCCAAGACCAUGGAGCUGUACCACAAGGUUGCCGAACUUCUACUUGUGAAGACUUCACCUGACAGGACGCCUAUGCACUAUGCUACUCAACUGACAGGCCUGACUGCCGUCCUUUGUACUGAAGUGGCCAUCCUGUCCGCCCAGUGUGGGCGCUGCCUCAACACAGCAGCCGACGACUCGGAAGACCCGGACUCAGUUACACCAUUGAUUACAAAUAUCUAUUUGGAGGCCUCGAAUAGCAACACCUACAUCCAAGAUGGCUUCCAGCUCCUAGUGCCCAUACUACAACUACUUGCUGUGCAGCAAAAACUUGGCUGAGUGGCUGCUUCAGGAUUCUGAUGCCAACUUGUACCCAGUGGUUUAGCUGCGACUCCUGAAAGACCACUGCACAGGGUUCUGAAUCCAUGUGUUGAAUGCAGCUGUUGAAUGUGUUCGCACUGCUAUCAAACUCCUAAUGUCACACAAAUGUCACCGAAAUGUGGCCUGACAUCUGAAGUGUUUGACCACCAUGAGACUGAUGGCAAAUGCACCAGCCUUAGUCAAGGAAACUGAGCAUUUAGAGACUUCUUGAAUAAUUUCCACUGACAGCUAUGUUGCCUGUUUAAAUCACCAUGUUUGAUUAUGACAACUAAAUGUUUUAACUUCGGGAACUUUCUCACCAUCAAGUCGCAGUACAUAUUAUGCCGUGUAAAUGACAAUUGCCUAGUGCACUCGCAUCACUACAUGUGAGUAAUGCUUGAAUAUCACGGGCAAGCCAUAUUUGGCAUUGUAAAUCUAUUCAAUGCGAUGCCUUGAAAGUAGUACCACUGAGAGUCUAUCCAAUUGCCAUGCAAUGAAUUUGCAAUUCCAAGUUAGCCUUUAAGUAAUUAUUACAUAAAGCCACAAUGACAUGCAGUAAAGUGUAUUUCAAAUCUUGUGCUUCCUGCCUUUACCAUGCUUGUUGAACUCCUGUGUUAACUGUUAGCACAGACACUUCAUUGCAGUUGCAUAUGCAUGUAACCCAGUGGUAAUGUUGCAAGCUUGCUGUCUGGAGCUACAGUCUGCUGCCUUGGGGAUGCACCUUUGGUGCUCAAAGCCUGUUGUAAUCAUCAGCUAAUAUCAUGCAUACCAUUAUAGAAACACCUUUAUAAUGCUGAGCACUGCUAGCACAUGCUUUUAGGUGCACUUUUUCUAAUGUAUCAGGCAAAGCAGCAAGCUGUAUCUCGAGACUUUCACUGCAUCCACCUCGAGCUCAAUCUAGCACUAAAUAGUUUUUUUUUUUUUGUGUGUUUAGCAUGUUCAAAGGUAAAAUAAACUAUGCUGAUAGCACUGCAAGCAUAAGAAAUUUUACUUUCUGUACACUGUGUCAAGUGUGGCAAUUCUGUGUUGGUGGAAAGACGACAUUCUGUACACCUUUCCAAGGAACGCUUCCUGCACGUCUGUUGUGAGCCUGCUGCACACAUGUUCAAAAGCAUGGCAACAGAGGUGAUGUGAGCUUUCUACAUGUGUUUUCGGAGGCUAAAAGAAGCAUUAAUCUUACAGUAAUAUAUAUAUAUAUAUAUAUAUAUAUAUAUAUAUAUAUAUAUAUAUAUAUAUAGCAUGGAAAGGCAUGUCAUGCCGUGGCCCAGCCAACAUGCUUGCUGUUUGCGAGUACACAUACUGCACAGUACACUAGUGCUGGCCAUUUCAAGCUACUAGGUUUUGUUCACUGAAUGCUUGCAUAGCUGGUUGGUACAUCAAAGCUACUGUUGGCGUGAACACUUCUACAGAGGUAGUGUUGCAGAUCAGACUUCUGCGUGCCAAAUGUGUUAAGAGUUCUAACGAGUGUUAAAGUGUUUGUUGGCCAUGACAUCAGCACUUUCUUGUGAAUGUUAUCGCUUCUUCCUGUACAUACGAGUCUGUUGGAAGUAGCUCCAGCUACCUGCGUGCUUAUGUGUGUUGUAGUGAAAAUUACUAAUGCACAAGGUAGAGAAACCAGAGAUUGUCUGUCUUUGUUCUCCUCACUAGUGCUCAGGCGAUCUUGGUCAUCGCCAGCACUGGCGCUACCACAGUGUAAAUAAAUGUUGUGAAACAGCUUUUGUGCAAAGCUAUGCAGGGCAACCCAAGUAAAAACCACAGUAAACAUUGAAACCUGGACGUUUUAUGUUGUUUCAACCUGUACCAGUGACCUUCAGUCCAGAUGCUUUUAUGUAUGCAGUUUGUGUUUGUCAAUCAAGAUUUCCCAGUAAACAAGGACAUGGGUGGAACUAUUCCAUUGUGCCCUGCUAUACAAAUCCCUACUGUAGCAGUCUUUUAAUAGCUGGAAUAGGACAACAGCUUUCUCUUUCUUGCGCCUUUUUAAUUAUGUUGCCAUUGUUGCAAGCCUCAGAUAUGAGAUGCACUGAUUGACUAUUCCAAAGCUCUGUUGUUGCUACAUAUUCAAGACUUGUACCCAACAGUGCUUUGGGAACAGUCUACUAAUAUUUUAAAACUCUCUGCCUGGGCAUGUGACUUAUGUGCAGUCGAUUCUUUACUACUAGUAUAAAGAAUAUAUCUUACCAAAUGCGGGGAAGUUUCUGCUCAGGUGCUACAUGCUGUCACGCUCAGAAACCACCAUAGUGGCAGCUUAUUCGGUGCACUAAGUUGACAAGCACAGCUCUCGCAUUGAAGACCGGUUUACUGUGGCAUGAUUCUUCAGGGCUAAAAAGUUUUAACACUGAAAAAUAGUUUUCUUGCAUGGUGCAACCACCAGGCUCUGUUCUCUGGCAGUUUUACUUUAGCCUUCAUAAUGUACCACCUUGUUCUUUCUUUUCUUCCUUUUCUUCCUAUCUUCCAUUUUUAUCCCCUUCUCCUGGAGGAGCAGGUUGGAAUCAUGCACCUUCCAAUAGAAGUUGCUAGCCUGUUCUUCCCUUUCUGUCUGUUUUCAUGUUUACAAACAAAAUAAUGGCACAUGAAAACUAUGUUCACAAAUGCAAACAAAGGUAUUAGGUCAGCUUCUAUUUCAGAGUGCUUAAGUCAUCAUUCACAGUAAUGAGACCCACUAUGACAUAUUAAGCAAGUGUCGGCAUUCCGUUUGCAGGGAAGUUAGCCAAUUUACCUGGGUUAAAGGUGGUUUAAAACACAUACAUACUGUUUGCAAGUGAAUUUGCUACAGCAACUUCACAACCAUCAAAAGGACACUAAAGAGAAAUAUUGAAUCAAUUUAGAUUGACAAAGUAUCCUUGAGCUUUUGCUGAUUUCAUAGUAAUAGGUUGAUUAUUAGGAGAGAAAAUUAUCGUCAAAGUUUCAUUUUUGAAUUUUGCGCUGGAAACCAAGUGCCAGUACGUCGACCAGACAUGACGGGUCACAAAGUAUUUUUUUGCUUUUCGUACAUUAUGGUUCAGUCCUUGGCUCAUUUCGAAUACAAGUACAUUUUUACUGAUAAUUUAACUAGGUCCUACCAGACUGCAUCAAGAUUCAUGACGUCACAUAGAACUGGUAUGGCGAUUUCAAGGCAGCAUCACUGCCCAUCUUUCGUUUUUGUCUUUUCUGGAUUACCAAGUGACUUGUCACAGUAAGAGUGGCUAUUUUGGUAUUGUGAAAGGGUAGUUUACCAACGCAGCUCAAGUAAUUUUUCUCUUUAGUGUCCUUUUAAAAAGCCUUUCUGGUGUCCUCCAAUAGCACCAAGAAUGCAUAGUAUCGUCGGCUUCGCACUGCCUAUCGAGUAUAUUUGCAGCCACAGUUUUCAUGUUAACAUGUCUACGCAUGGAGCCCGUAGAAGAGAUGUGCACCGGCUGUAUGUACGAGCCUGUGUCUACAACACAAGCCUUAUCCCCUUUUUCUUUCUUUUUGGAAUGUGGUCUGCAUUCAGAGAAACUAAAACGUAUGGCAGCACUAGCAGCCUGUUUGUGUCAGCCGUAAUAUAAUGCUCGUUGGCACAGUGUUAUAUAAGCUGUUGUGGCUUGACGUUCUUCAACACUCCUCACGUUUUAAUGAGCCUUUCACUCUGUUUAGAGUUGUGAGCAUGCACUGGUCUUUUGAGAUUAGGCCUCUUGUAAUGGGGCACAUCACUGGCCAUUUUCUUUCAGAAUUCUUAUGAGACACCUUAGUGCAGGUACCCCAGUACAGUUCGUGAAGCUUAACCUUGUCACAUAGCAAGACAGUUCGUUCUGCUUGCUCAUGGGACUUGUGCUUGCGAAAUGUUUUGCCCGUAUUAUGUAUGUUCAUUUCUUGUGCGCUGGGUGCUGCUCUCAAUAAAAGGACAGAAAUUAAAACAAAUAGUA